This is a messenger RNA of Protobothrops mucrosquamatus (brown spotted pit viper), 707 nucleotides long. Its product is annotated as 16 kDa beta-galactoside-binding lectin. Bases 55 to 465 code for a protein of 136 amino acids. The transcript is spliced from 4 exons. The record is from RefSeq and is a predicted model, not a curated record. Gene Ontology annotation, molecular function: laminin binding; carbohydrate binding. Lineage: Eukaryota; Metazoa; Chordata; Lepidosauria; Squamata; Viperidae.
AGCUGAGAUUGGACUUAAGUAUUGUACCAAGUCGUGGCUGGACAAGGCGGCAUCAUGAAUAAAUGUGGAGUGACCGCUGCACGCUUUCAGCUUUGUCCUGGAGAAUCGCUCAUAGUGAAGGGGACAAUUUUACCCGACUGCAAAGGAUUCGAGAUAAACCUGGGCAAAGACUACAACAACCUGGUGCUCCACUUCAAUGCACGCUUUGACUGCAAGGGCGAUGUGAACACUCUGGUGUGUAACUCCAGGCGAGACAGUAAAUGGGAGGAGGAGCAGAGAUCACCUCACUUCCCUUUCCAUCACAACUGUGAGACCGAGAUCACCUUCAGUUUGACAGAGCAUGAUAUCCGCGUCAAAAUGGAAGGGAGUGAAGAAAUUGUCUUCCCCAACCGGCUGGGCCUUAAUCUCAUUGAUUUUCUUGAGGUGGAAGGAGACUUCAGAAUCAAGUCUGUGACAUUUCCCUGAGGAUAGACUGUCUCUCCUGUGGUCUCGUUCUGUAGUCAAAUAGAAUCGGUUGUUCCCAAACAUGCUGACACGAUGUUCUGGAAUUUGUGCAUUCCUUUCACCUAUGUUUUUGUCAAAGCAGGCACGUGGACUCCUUGAAUUGUCGCCAUCUUUCUUGCCGAUCUCUCCUCAUGAUCCGUUUCUUGGCUGUGCUGCGUUGUGACUGAGCUCAUUUUCCAAGAAAUAAAGACCUAUUAAAGAUA